Ornithodoros turicata is the source of this 4793-nucleotide messenger RNA. RefSeq names its product ubiquitin carboxyl-terminal hydrolase 7-like (gene Usp7). The transcript is spliced from 30 exons. Gene Ontology annotation, molecular function: cysteine-type deubiquitinase activity; protein binding. Lineage: Eukaryota; Metazoa; Arthropoda; Arachnida; Ixodida; Argasidae. Gene Ontology annotation, biological process: protein deubiquitination; regulation of protein stability. Gene Ontology annotation, cellular component: cytosol; nucleus. The record is from RefSeq and is a predicted model, not a curated record. The coding region runs from base 269 to 3646 and encodes 1125 amino acids.
UUUACGCCAUCUUGUUUAUUUCCAUGACCCGUGCGAAAACGGAGUCCUAUCCGCCGUCCGUUUGGUUUCGGUGUAGUGACCCUUUAUUCAGUUUGUUGUUGGAUGGUUUCCCCUGUUUGGGGGGCUGACACCAGCAGACAUUGGGCGAAUAGCGAGCAAGCACGUCAAAGUGACAGUGUCUGGAAAGAAUACUCUGGCGACUGCGAAGGAACGUCUCAACACUUCAACCCGAUCUAAGAGAGCUCGACAGACAGUCGAACAACUAAAUAUGAACAACUCUGUUAUUAAUGACAAAGACGACAAUCCGGCAGAACCCGAGGAAAUGGAUACACAAGAAGAUGACAACCCGACACUGCCAGUUUCCCAACAGCAACAGCCUCCCCCAACAGAGGGGGGUGGGAGGGAGCGCUUGAUGAACGGGGGAGAUACAGUGGUGCCUCCCGUGGGGGGAGACGAGCCCAUGCCCCCCGCGGUGCCACGUGACCCCGCCAUGGCGGACGACCCCAUGGAGGAAGAAGACGAGGCCCGCUCCGAAGCCACCUUUCGCUUCACGGUGCCAAACUUCUCGAGACUGAAAGAGACGCUCUUGAGCCCUCCCACCUACGUACGCAACUUGCCCUGGAAAAUAAUGGUUAUGCCCCGCACGAACACGGGCAACGACCGGCAGCCGACCAAGAGUCUGGGCUUCUUCCUCCAAUGCAAUGGGGAAUCUGAAUCGUCAACCUGGUCAUGCAAUGCAGCAGCGGAGCUGAGGCUCAUCAGUCAAAAAGAAGGGGUCGAUAACUUCAUACGGAAAAUCCAGCACUUGUUUUACAGCAAGGAAAACGAUUGGGGUUUCAGCCACUUCAUGACAUGGAGCGAUGUGCUGGAUCCAGAGAAAGGGUACAUAUUAGAUGACACAAUCAUCCUGGAGGUCUGGGUGUGCGCAGAUGCACCGCACGGCGUCAGUUGGGACUCCAAGAAGCACACUGGCUAUGUGGGCCUCAAGAACCAGGGUGCUACCUGUUACAUGAACUCUCUUCUGCAGACACUGUUCUUUACAAACCAGCUCAGAAAGGCAGUCUACCAGAUGCCCACAGAAAGCGACGACUCUUCGAAAAGUGUGGCCCUCGCACUGCAGAGGGUGUUCUACGAACUGCAGUUUUCGGACAAGCCCGUAGGCACGAAAAAGUUGACCAAGUCCUUCGGGUGGGAGACGCUCGACUCGUUCAUGCAACACGAUGUUCAGGAGCUCUGCCGAGUGCUGCUGGACAAUAUGGAAAGCAAAAUGAAGGGCACCUGCGUGGAAGGCACCAUCCCUCGGCUCUUUGAAGGGAAGAUGAUAUCCUUCAUCAAGUGCAAGCACGUGGAGUACGCGUCUCGGCGGAUGGAGCCCUUCUACGACAUCCAGCUCAACGUGAAGGGCAAGAAGAACAUCCACGAGUCCUUCCAGGACUACUGCGCCACCGAGAGUCUAGACGGGGACAACAAGUACGACGCUGGAGAAUACGGGCUGCAGGAAGCGGAGAAGGGCAUAAUAUUUGCCUGCCUCCCGCCCGUGGUACACCUGCACCUCCUGCGCUUUCAGUACGAUCCCAUGACGGACAACAACAUCAAGAUCAACGACAGGUUUGAGUUUCCUGAAAAGUUAAACCUGAACGAGUUCCUACACGAACCUGAGGCCAGUCCGGCAACGUACACCCUCCAUGCCGUGCUAGUCCACAGUGGAGACAACCACGGAGGACACUACGUGGUCUUUAUCAACCCUAAGGGCGAUGGCAAGUGGUGCAAAUUUGAUGACGACGUAGUGUCUCGUUGCACGAAGCAGGAGGCAAUAGACCACAACUUCGGCGGCACAGAUGACGACGUUGCUGUCAGCAGGCACUGCACCAAUGCCUACAUGUUGGUCUACAUACGGGACAGUGCCAUACAGGAAGUCCUGCAGACAGUCCAGGAAAAUGACAUCCCAGAGCAGCUAGUCGAACGGCUUCAGGAAGAGAAGCGUCAGGAGGCGUUACGGCGCAAAGAACGCAACGAAGCCCACCUCUACAUGAGCGUCCAGGUCCUCACUGAGGACAACUUUGCAGGCCACCAGGGAAAUGAUCUCUAUGACAUGGAGAAGGCAAAUUACAGAACUUUUAAAGUGAAGAAGCUGGCAACAUUAAAAGAGCUGAUGGAGCUGAUGGCAGAGCAGAUGAAGUACCCCAUCCAGGGCAUCCGGCCAUGGUCCAUCACGUACAGGUCCAACCAGACCUUCCGACCGGCUGCUAUCGACCUCGAGAACGACAUGAACAAAUCUGUGAUCGACCUGUCCGAGAAUGCCAAUCCUUGGACCAUCUUCUUGGAAACGAUAGCGCCCGAUCAACCCGUGGACCGGCUACCGGACUUCGACAAAGAGACGGAUGUCCUCCUGUUCUUCAAGCUGUACGAUCCACGGUUAAAGCACAUUGCCUACUGUGGCCACACGUACAUGUCUAUCUCAGCCAAAGCAAACGAACUGGUCCCACUACUCAACAAGCGGGCGGGCUUUCCGUCUGACACGGAGUUAAUGUUGUACGAGGAAGUGAAGCCGAACAUCGUUGAACGAAUCGAAGACCUUGAUCUCCCCCUAGAGAGGGUCCUAGGGGAACUCAUGGAUGGAGAUAUAAUUGUUUUUCAGAAAGCAGAACUGAAUGUAGAUGUUUUUGACCUCCCCACUGUUAAGGAAUACUUCAGGGACCUCUUCUACAGGGUAGAAGUAACAUUCUGUGAUAAGUCCAUUCCCAACGAUCCGGGCAUAACUGUCGAGCUCUCACUGAAAAUGAACUACGACCAGAUUGCCAACGCUGUUUCGCAGAGGCUAGGCACUGACCCCUAUUUAUUACAGUUUUUUAAGGUUCAGAGUUACCGAGAGGGUCCAGGUAACCCACUGAGAUGUACAUAUGAAGGCACCCUGAAGGACCUGCUAGUGUAUUUUAAGCCCAGGCAACCCAAAAAAAUCUACUACCAACAGCUCAGUAUACCAAUCAAUGAACUGGAGGACAAGAAGCAGUUCAAGUGUGUUUGGGUCAAUAGCAAAUUAAAGGAAGAGAAAGAGCUAGUCCUGUACCCCAACAAGACUGGUUGCGUCAAAGACCUCUUGGAGGAGGCCAAGAAACAGGUGGAACUUGCAGAAGAUGGCACAGGAAAACUCAGGUUGAUGGAGGUGAUCAGUUACAAGAUCUUCACAAUCCAAAGAGAGGAGGUGGCACUAGACAGCCUCAACCAGGCCAACUCUAAGACCUACCGCAUCGAGGAGAUUCCGCGGGAAGACCUUGUCGUCUCCGAUGACGAGCUCAUCGUUCCCUGUGCACACUUUCAGAAGGAGAUCUUCUCAACAUUUGGCGUUCCGUUCCUACUCAAGAUCAAGCACCGAGAACCUUUCUCCAAAGUUAAGGACAGGAUCCAGAGAAAGUUGGACGUUCCCGAAAAGGAGUUUGAAAAGUACAAGUUUGCCAUUGUGGUGAUGGGCAGGGCGCAGUUCAUCGAAGACAAUGAAUACAUAGUCAACUUACCAGACUUCACAACACAACAGCCACAGGGAGCAGCGAUGCACCCUCGGCCGUGGCUAGGCAUCGAACACGUCAACAAGGCGCCCAAGCGCUCCCGCUACACCUACCUGGAGAAGGCCAUAAAAAUUCACAACUGAAGUUGCUCACGUUGCUGUUCAGGCACGUCAACGAAAGCGACGACGAAGACAGCUCCUAUCACACGACACGCAAGCAAGACGACGACGACGACCAACGUGUGCACCUCCCAUGACCUCCCGUUCCCCCCCCGUGGCUGCCACUGCCUAGUUUUACGUUGUUCUCCCGUUUUUUGCCAGCGACACAAGAGGAGGGGUUCCGAAACAAAAACAAAAAAACUUCGCCGCCAAAUUGUAACACUCGUCGAGGUCACGCCAGGGCUUGCCUGCCGCCGUGUCAUCGACCCCCUCGUAUAGAGCUUCUUCCCCUUCCCUAUUUGUAGGUACGUAUUUGGUGGCCUUGCUUCGUGUUCGACGUCGUUCCCGGCAACGCCAGCGGACCUUUUUUUGAACGAAAGGAGCGUCUGCCGAGGAAACGAGAGACGUCCCAGCGGAACGGUUUGCGGCGGAGGACGAGACAACGGUGUUGAGCAUUUUUUUUUUUUUCUUCUCUCGUGUGAAAAGAGUGCGACGUGUGCGGACGUGUGAGUUAUGUGCGACGCGCACCUUGCUGCAGUGGUGUGGAGUUGUCUUUCUUCCUUUGUCCCGCUUUUUUGAAGGACCACUCCGACGGAAGCAGUUUUUCUUCCCCCUUCCCCCCCCCCCCCACAGAGGACGGACACGAAGGAAGCCAUGUGCAUUUUUUUUACAAUCGUAGCACUCACCUCGGCCCAUUUUUUAAAUAUUAGCUGUGAGUUUGUAGGAAUUAAAAACGAGUGAUUAUAACGGUUUAAAGAGGAACAUGCUUGCUUGCUACUAAGGUUUGGGUGGGCCGUACUACCAGUUUUUUUUUUUUAUGGUAGAUUUUAAGCCUUUUUGCAUUUCUUUCGGAAGCUUCAAAAAAGUGUCCUAGAUCGGUGACUCGUUGAGCAUGCAGGGCUGCUGAUUACCCAUGGCAGCAGAAUAUUUGUUUUCACUCCCCCCCAGCAGUAUGUUUUUCCUUCUCUUCCUGCACGAACUCUGCAGUUUUGCCGAAAUUGUGUGAGCUAGCAACGUUGUGUAUAGAAAGCAGGGCACGUAUGUCAGACGUGCAGAAUAAAGGAACGAAUGAAUUUUAAUUUAGAACGCGAUGUGGAUAUGAGAGUUUUGAAAAAUAAAAGCGUGACAGGUU